Messenger RNA from Beta vulgaris subsp. vulgaris (sugar beet), 687 nucleotides. RefSeq lists its product as uncharacterized. The transcript has a single exon. NCBI's taxonomy places the organism in Eukaryota, Viridiplantae, Streptophyta, Magnoliopsida, Caryophyllales, Amaranthaceae. The record is from RefSeq and is a predicted model, not a curated record. Bases 1 to 687 code for a protein of 228 amino acids.
AUGCGAGAAGCAUGCAUGUGCAAAGGAUUUGGCUCAACGCUGACUGGGCCAGCCUUACAGUGGUUCAUUAAUCUCAAUAAUGGGACUAUCUCUUCUUUUGCUCAAUUAGUUAACGCUUUUAAUAUGCAAUUUGCUAGUAGUCGCAAAACGGAAAAGCAAGCUAGGGACUUACAUAGGAUUGUGCAAAAAUCUGAUGAGUCCCUUAAAGAAUCUGUGAACAGGUUUAACAGGGAAAAGGUGCCCAUUCCAAAUUGUGAUGCCCGGACGGCCAUCGAAGCGUUCAGACGCGGCUUAGAUGAAGAAUCAGACCUCUACAAGGAGCUGACCAAAUAUCCCUGUCCGACGUUCGAGGAUGCUCAAGCCAAGGCGCUGGCCCAAAUCAGGCUGGAGGAAGACAUGCAGUCCAAGAAGGCUUAUGGCAGUGCUGACAUCCGGAAGGCAGCGUCCAACAAGCAAGCGUCGUGGCGUCAAAAUCCCUAUGAGCGCCCGCAGCAGGUCCAUAGCGUCCGUCAUGUCGGGUCGGCCAACGACUGGAAAAAUGAUCCUGGCCUUCCCCCCAAGCUAAGCGAAUACGGUUUCAACGUCACCAUGGGAGGUAUCAUUAAUACUUUACAUUCUUUAGGUUCUGCUGUUAAAUGGCCUUUCAGGAAUGAGAAACCGACGGCCCACCGCGACAAAUCCAAAUAG